UGUCCCGGUUGCAUCAUAAGCCGCUCCUCGUGGCGCAAAUGAACGGCCGCGAACACUUGCAGCCCGUCAAGCUAGUUCCGACUAGUUCGCCCUUGGCGUACGAUUUCAGAGCGAAACUGCAACAUAUUCCGCCGUCCGCCGCCCCUCGGCCGCCUACCUUCCAUCACAAACUUCUCGUUUGCGGCACCAACUCCGAGUAUCAUCUCGGUUUGCCAGACUAGAGCCAUGCCUGAGGUACGACAGGAAGAGCAGCAGGGCGCCGGGAGUAGUCUCGUGAAGACGCUCAUCCAGAGUGUGGGGAUCUUCUUCCUCAUCCAAUUCGCUACCAAGACGUUCCUCCCCCAGGCUCAACCCCAAAAUGCAGACCCCGCGAAAGGCGCCGCUGUCGCAGGCACAACUGUUCAGAUUCCUGCUUAUUCCGACCGCCCUAAUAGCUUGGACAUCGGUGCGCAGUACCAACCCAUUCCGCAGAACAUCGCGCCUAUGUGGCCAGUUGGAACUGAGCUGGAUAUCUUCAUGUACAUCUCGCCGUCCCUGGUGAUGCCCGCGCUGAAGUCGAUGCCCAAGGACUCUCUCCUUAUCGAAGAGAAGAAGUUCAAAUUCGGUGAUUGGAAAGAUAAUCGGGAGAUCCAUGCCGAGUUCGCUGUCCCCAGUUCGGUCCAGCAGAAUGCGACCCUGUUCGCGCACUUUUAUGUUGCUCAGAGUGGUGCCGUCCCCGACCCCACCGCCAUCGGCUAUGAUAUCUCCAAGGCCUACCAUUUCGUCCGCCCUUUGACAACGUAUCUGCCCAAGAAGAAAGUAGCGAAGACUCGUAAUUUACUUGCCAGCGCAGACGAUCUUGAACAGGAUGCGCAGGAAGCGAAGGCGCCCAAAGUUAUUGCUUCGUACUAUCAUCCCAACUUCACCAUCUCCCUAAUCCCUGAUUCUGGAGUCGUUAACUACCCGGUGAUGCACCCAGGCCCCAGGUCUUUCUUCCAACUGGAAGGAACUGGCGCCAGAGAUGCGUCCGGUCAACAUGGAUGGUAUUACCCCGUGCUGUUCACCAACACCUUCUGGCAGCUGAAGAAGCACAUGACCGAACUCAACUCCACCGUUACUCGGCUCCCCAUCAACGUCAAGCUCAACAACCUCAGCAACUGGAAGUUCUCCCUUUAUGCCUCUAUGGAAGAAAACAUGCGUUCCCAAGCCGUUGCAGCUGCAGCCGGCAAGCCCUCCCCUACAGGCGGCGACGGCACCGAAAUGGAAUUGUUCAAAGAAAUCCUCAUCGACAGCAACACCUACCUUCUCGGCAUCACAGCCGUAGUCUCCGUUCUGCACAUGUUUUUCGAAAUGCUCGCCUUCAAAAACGACGUCUCCCACUGGCGCAAAAAGAAAGACAACGUCGGCACCUCCUUCCGCACCAUAAUGGCCAACGUCUUCAUGCAGAGCAUCAUCUUCCUCUACCUCAUGGACAACAACGAAAACACAUCCUGGAUGAUCCUUUUCGGCCAGGGUAUGGGCAUCGCUAUUGAAGCCUGGAAAAUUACGAAAACCGUAAACGUCCGCAUCCGCCCCACUUCCCCCGGCUCUUUCCUCCCCUACACUAUUAAAUUCGAGGACAAACACAUCCUCUCCGAAACGGAGAAAAAAACACAGGAAUACGACCAAAUUGCCUUCAAGUAUUUGUACUGGGUCGCUGUUCCCUUGCUCCUAGCCUACGCUAUAUACUCCUUGCUAUACGAAUCCCAUAAAUCUUGGUACUCGUUCAUCAUCACUACGCUCGUGGGCUCCGUCUACGCCUAUGGCUUCUUAAUGAUGGUGCCAUCGCUGUACAUCAACUACAGGCUUAAAUCUGUCGCGCACAUGCCAGGCCGAGCAAUGACGUACAAGUUCCUGAAUACUUUUAUUGACGAUUUAUUCGCGUUUACGAUUAAAAUGCCGACGUUGCAUCGGCUAGCUACACUGAGAGAUGAUGUUAUUUUCUUUGUUUAUUUGUAUCAGACGUGGGUGUACAAGGUGGAUUAUUCUAGGAUUAAUGAGUUUGGACAGGGUGGGGAUGACGAGGAGGGAGAGGAGAAGAAGGCGGAUAUGUUGGUUGAGGGGGCGCCGGAUGCAGAGAAGGAGAAGGACGGGAAAGCGAAGGUGGCGGGGAAGGAGAAGGGGGAGGCGAAGACAACGGGUGCGCAGAAGAAGGGGGAGGGGAGGAAGAGGAAAUGA
This is a messenger RNA of Lindgomyces ingoldianus, 2196 nucleotides long. Its product is annotated as cleft lip and palate transmembrane 1. The transcript is spliced from 2 exons. NCBI's taxonomy places the organism in Eukaryota, Fungi, Ascomycota, Dothideomycetes, Pleosporales, Lindgomycetaceae. The coding region runs from base 226 to 2196 and encodes 656 amino acids. Gene Ontology annotation, cellular component: membrane; endomembrane system. The record is from RefSeq and is a predicted model, not a curated record.